Scatophagus argus is the source of this 1711-nucleotide messenger RNA. RefSeq names its product probable crossover junction endonuclease EME2 (gene eme2). Gene Ontology annotation, biological process: replication fork processing; double-strand break repair; mitotic intra-S DNA damage checkpoint signaling. The transcript is spliced from 8 exons. The record is from RefSeq and is a predicted model, not a curated record. NCBI's taxonomy places the organism in Eukaryota, Metazoa, Chordata, Actinopteri, Scatophagidae. Gene Ontology annotation, cellular component: nucleus; Holliday junction resolvase complex. Gene Ontology annotation, molecular function: DNA binding; nuclease activity. The coding region runs from base 124 to 1473 and encodes 449 amino acids.
ACCGUCGCUGUUGUCCAAACAUUGCUUUUCCACUCAGAAAUUUUGAGAGUGGCAUGUGUUGGGUAUAUAAUAUGCUCAUGAAGCCUCGGAGGGUUUUGUUUAGGCCCAUCUUAAACAUAUAAAAUGUCUGUGCUGCGCAGGGCUAAAACAUGGGAAAUAUCUGAAUCCGAGGAAAGUGACACUGAGAAAAACCCGAAUAUAAACCGUGGUGAGGGCAGUCAAAUAAUAACAAUAGGCACAGAAUUCAUAGAGGAUCAGAGCUCAGAUCACAGGAGCAAACCCUCCCCAUCGUCAGAAACAAAGAGUGAAUCCGGUCAUGCUUCUGCUUUGUGUCCUCCGCGGCAAGACGGACGUGACACACCAAGUCCUGCAAGAAAACGUCGCACCAAGGAGGAGAUAGAAGCGGACAGACAGGCAGCCAAGGAGAGGAAGGAGGCGAGAGAGAGACAGAGAGCUGCCAGGGCCCGGGAGAAGGAGGAGAUGAGACAGGAGCAGCAGAGGAGGAGAGAGGCUGCUGACAACCUGAAGAGUCUCAGGCCGGAGAACUGCCUCAAGUGUCUUACUGUCUGCAUAGAUCCAGCUCUUCUGCAACAGGAUGGCUCAGACAUCCUGCUUGACACCUUGGCUACCUUUGAGUGGAGGUUCAGCAUUGAGAGCCAGCAGCUCCCACACAGCAUCACCUGGACCAGAGACUUACCUCAGUUGGAUCAUGGUCGAGGAGAUGAUGGAAGGGGCUCUGUGGAGGAGGAGCAAGCUGUUCUGGUGCUGGAUCUGCCUGACUUUAUGGACAUAGUGGCCUCUGUGAAGAAAAUGCUCGACAGUGAAGGGGAGGAAACAGAGGUGGGGUCCUUCCUCAGCUCUCUUUUGGAGUGUCUCAACAGGGACGCCAAGAAGGUGGUCACACUCUUAGUGACAGACUCUCAGCCAGAUUACAGCAGCACUUGUGGUGAACAUUUACUGGAUGAGACACUACACUCCAAAUUGGGGAUGGAGGAUUUGGACUUGGAGGAGGUUCUUGUGUACUUACAGCUCUGUAAGAAGAUCUCACUGGUCUUCCUGGAGGGCUGGCAGGAGGUCACUAACCAUGUGUGUGCUGUCACUAAGGCCUUAUCAAAGCGGCCUUUCAAACUGCUUACCGAGCGAGCGGAGCUGCCCUUCUGUGUGGAUGGUUCGUGGGCCAGUGGGGUUCGGGUGGAGAGGGACGGUUCAGGGCUGAUUCAGGUCUGGAACAGGCAGAUCCAACAGCUGAACAGAGUCAGCCCCGCGGUAGCCUCUGCUGUGACCGCGGCCUACCCGUCUCCUCAGCUGCUGCUGCAGGCAUACCAGAGCUUGGAGUCAGAGGGGGACAGAAAGGGGCUGCUGGCUGGUCUCUUAGUGAAGGGUGGAGGUAAAGAGCGGCGAAUAGGACCGGAGAUAUCAGCCAGAGUUUACCGCUGCUUCACAGCCCAGAACCCCCAGCUCGUCCUGGACUGAUUUGUCCACUUGAGAAUGAGAUGGACUUGGCUACUACUAUGCUAAUGUUUACAAGCUAAAACUAUGCAUUAAAUAUCAUGUUCAUCUUCCAGCUAAGCACUAUUUAUACUCCUCUGAACUUAAAGGAAUAGAAUAUGUUAAUUAGUAAAAUAAGGAAUUCUAUGACUGAUGUAUUUUUGUGUGGACUAUGUGAUUUUGUCUGUAUAUGAAUUAAGCCUGUAAAGAUGUUGCAAGAGGA